Molecule: messenger RNA, 3999 nt
Organism: Chinchilla lanigera (long-tailed chinchilla)
Lineage: Eukaryota; Metazoa; Chordata; Mammalia; Rodentia; Chinchillidae
Gene: Col10a1
Product: collagen, type X, alpha 1
Exons: 3
Coding region: 474-2516 (680 amino acids)
Molecular function (GO): protein binding
Source: RefSeq, a predicted model, not a curated record
UUCUAAAAUGCACAUAUUAUUUAGAUUUAACAAUUAAAACUACUGACAAAUUUGUUUCUGAACCCUCUCAAUUCAAGUGUGCAUGCCAAGGUGUCAUUCCAUUCUUGCAUUCACACAUGGGAUCAAAAAAUGAAAUUCCCCAAUCCCAUCCAUGUCUCAAAAAGUCACUGACUGCUGGAAAACAGCAGAAAUUUAUUCUCUCCUGGAAAUGAAUCAGAAGGCAGACCAUCGCUGGGUAGCCAGCAUAUGAUUCAGCAGAGCUUUGUAUAAAAAGUAUAAAGUUCAAGAACAACCCAAAAAGGACUGUGGAAGUAGUGGCUGGUUUUACCCUUCUUGGAAUCAUUACCAACGCAUCUCUGAACUGACUGGGGGUAACGGAGGAGCACACCAGCGUGACACAGCUGUGGCUUUUAAAGAGCAGCCAACAACAAGCAAUUAGGGGCUCUCGGCAAGUGCAGAAUCGACCUGCGAAUAUGCUGCCACAAAUAGCCCUUUCGCUGCUAAUGCCGUUGAUCUUGGUUCGCGGGCAGUUUUAUGCUGAGCAACACCAAACCCCUACAGGUGUAAAAGGCCCACGGCUCAAUCCUGAGACGCGGUUCUUUAUCCCAUACACCAUAAGGAGUAAAGGUAUAGCCGUAAGAGGAGAGCAAGGUGUCCCUGGUCCACCAGGUCCCGCUGGACCUCGAGGGCACCCAGGUCCUUCCGGGCCACCAGGAAAACCAGGCUAUGGAAGUCCCGGACUCCAAGGAGAGCCAGGACUGCCAGGACCACCAGGACCAUCAGGCACUGGGAAACCAGGUUUGCCAGGACUCCCAGGAAAACCAGGGCAGAGAGGACCAUACGGACUGAAAGGAGAUGUCGGACCAGCUGGCUUACCUGGACCACGAGGCCCACCAGGACCACCCGGAAUCCCCGGCCCGGCUGGAAUUUCUGUGUUGGGAAAACCGGGGCAACAAGGACCUGUAGGUGCCCCAGGACCCAGAGGCUUUCCUGGGGAAAAGGGUGCACCAGGAGUCCCUGGUGUGACUGGACAAAAAGGGGAAGCAGGACAUGGUGCUCCUGGCCAUCCUGGUGAGAGGGGGCUCCCAGGCCCUCAGGGCCCCGUGGGACCACCUGGCCCGCCUGGAGUGGGAAAACGAGGUGAAAAUGGGUUUCCAGGACAGCCAGGCAUCAAAGGUAACCAGGGCUUUCCAGGAGAAAGGGGACCAACUGGUCUGCCAGGUCCCCAAGGUCCUCCUGGAGGACAAGGACCAGAAGGUAUUGGAAAGCCAGGGGCCCCUGGAGCCCCAGGUCAGCCAGGGAUUCCAGGAACAAAAGGCCAGCCUGGGAUUCCAGGAAUAGCUGGACCCCCUGGGGCUCCUGGUUUUGGGAAACCAGGCUUGCCAGGUCUGAAAGGACAAAGAGGACCUGCUGGACUUCCAGGGAGUCCAGGUGAGAAAGGGGAACAAGGGCCAGCAGGUCAUCCUGGGGAGCCAGGUCUGCCUGGAUCCUCUGGAAGUGUGGGACCCCAAGGACCAAAAGGCAUCCCAGGCAACCAAGGUAUCCCAGGUCCUAAAGGUGAAACAGGGCCAGUGGGACCUGCAGGUCAUCCCGGGGCUCGGGGAGCAAGGGGUCCUCCUGGGUCAGAAGGAAAACCAGGGUCCCCAGGAGAGCCAGGUCUCAGUGGGCCUAAAGGUAACCCAGGGUUACCAGGCCCAAAAGGUGACCCUGGAGUGGGAGGACCUCCUGGUCUCCCAGGCCCCAGAGGCUUCACAGGAGCUAAGGGAGUGCCAGGACAUGAUGGUGAAGCUGGUCCCAGAGGUGUCCCUGGAAUACCAGGUACCAGGGGCCCCACUGGGCCACCAGGUAUUCCAGGAUUCCCUGGAUCUAAAGGUGAUCCUGGAAAUCCAGGUGCUCCUGGGCCAGCUGGCAUAGCAACUAAAGGCCUUAAUGGACCAAUUGGACCACCAGGGCCUCCAGGUCCAAGGGGUCAUGAUGGAAAGCCUGGUUUCCCAGGGCCCCCGGGCCCCCCAGGCCCCCCAGGCCAGGCAGUCAUGCCUGAGGGCUUCAUCAAAUCAGGCCAAAGAAUGGGUCUUUCGGGGAUGCCUCUUGCUAGUGCCAACCAGGGAGCAACAGGAAUUCCUGGGUCUGGUUUUACAGUUAUCCUUUCCAAAGCUUACCCAGCAAUAGGUGCUCCCAUUCCAUUUGAUAAGAUUUUGUAUAACGGGCAACAGCAUUAUGACCCAAGAACUGGAAUCUUUACCUGCAGGGUACCUGGAAUAUACUAUUUCUCCUACCAUGUGCAUGUGAAAGGGACUCACGUUUGGGUUGGUCUGUAUAAGAACGGCACCCCCAUAAUGUAUACCUACGAUGAGUACACCAAAGGCUACCUGGACCAGGCUUCAGGGAGUGCCAUAAUAGAGCUCACGGAAAAUGACCAGGUGUGGCUCCAGCUGCCCAAUGCUGAGUCAAAUGGCCUCUACUCCUCUGAGUAUGUCCACUCCUCCUUCUCAGGAUUCCUGGUGGCUCCCAUGUGAGCACAUGCCCCUAGAGCUAAUCUAAUUCUUCUGUACGAAAAGGCACGCCCAGCUCCAUCCCACCCCGCAACACACAUGUGGAGGCGGGCUGAACAUCUCACCAUAAAAGUCCUACUAACGUAAAAAAAAAGGCAAAAUCACAAAAAACCAACAACAGAAUUCUAAAUUGUGUUAAAAUUUAAUUUCAGAGACAGCAUUUCCUUUUAAAAUAAGCCUUAUUCUAACAAUUUAUAUGAGAAUUUUUAGGAAACAUCCAAGAAGUAACAUAUAAUCCUGUAGAACUUAAAUACUUGAAUAUCUACACUAAAAAAAAAACACUAUGUAACCUAAGAUACUGGUAACGGUGCAUUGUUCUACGGCUUACUGGCCUCUUUCGUUAAGAUUGAUUCAAAUAUAUAGGUGCAUAUGUACUCUUUGAAGCUCUCAUAAAAAAACAAAACACUGUGUAAAAUUAAUCUGAAAUGCCAGGUGCUUUAAUUAUGGAUCUUUUCAAAUUUUUCUGUGAUUACAGAAAAUCUUUCCAUAUACUUAUCACAACUCUGAAAUAGGGGUCUGACCUAUUAUUUAACACAAAUGUGAUUAAUUUAAUUCCUUACUGAAUCUUAUACAAUAUUCUGUGGGUUUAUAGAAUACUAGCAUAUAUACCUUAUGCUUCUCAUUCUAGUGAAAUUAUGACUAGCAUCAAGGAUUUCAAAAUAUGACUAUAAAUGGAAAUAUAUUAUUUAUUUAUGGUCUAUACUGUAUUUUUAUAUUACUGUUUAAAACUUUUAAGCUGUGCCUUACUUACUGAAGCAUGAAAAGUUUAAUCUACUCCUUAUUUACAAAGCAAUAAAAUAACAUCAACAGAUUUUAUACUGAAUUGACUUGAAAGCUGCCAAUUUGCUAUUCUCAAUCACGCUUCUAAGGCAUUUCAUUUUCAAAAGUUAAUGAGGACAGAAGUACUAAGGCAGUGGAUGGCUUUGACAGCUGCUAUGGGUAUCAUGGGCAGCAUUCCACACCCCUGUACUCAGUGUGUUUGUUUGUUUUUGUUUUUCUUCUGGUACCAGAAAUCGAACUCACAACCUUGCACUUGCCAGGCAGGUGCUGUGCUGCUGAGCUAAAUCCCCAGCUCCCCCGCCCCCCGCUACUCAGUGUGGAUGAAGGGGAACCCACGAGGCCAUAGCGGCUAAGGAGCCAGGUCAAGGGAGAAAAAGUAGGCACAGAAGAGUGAGAAAAUCAUGCCAUGGGACAGAAAGCAGCAGGUGGCAGAGAAAUACGUAAUUCAAACAAAUAUUCUACAAUUACUAUUUAUUUCUUUGACAUUUUUUAGUCAUAAUAUUUAAAAUUAUUUUGAUGGCUUCAUUUACAUUAAGAAAGUAAGUAAUAUUUUAGUGUCAAUCAAAAAGCAACAUGUUUCAAAGUUGAAAAAUACUACUCUCGAGUAUCCAUUAGCCAACUAGUUGAAUCAAGCCAUUCUGAAUAAAGUGACUGAGGCAACACUCCA